Amphibalanus amphitrite is the source of this 2368-nucleotide messenger RNA. Its product is annotated as cytochrome P450 2J4-like. Gene Ontology annotation, biological process: xenobiotic metabolic process. Gene Ontology annotation, molecular function: oxidoreductase activity, acting on paired donors, with incorporation or reduction of molecular oxygen, reduced flavin or flavoprotein as one donor, and incorporation of one atom of oxygen; heme binding; iron ion binding. Bases 106 to 1572 code for a protein of 488 amino acids. NCBI's taxonomy places the organism in Eukaryota, Metazoa, Arthropoda, Thecostraca, Balanomorpha, Balanidae. Gene Ontology annotation, cellular component: intracellular membrane-bounded organelle; cytoplasm. The record is from RefSeq and is a predicted model, not a curated record. The transcript is spliced from 2 exons.
GCCAACACCGUGCGGCGAGGGGUGGCGGUGCGGGAGCGAGACAUGACAGUCGGAAUCUGACGCUGGCACCCGCGGAACACUGCACUGGUCCUCUCAGAAGAAGUCAUGUUCCUGUGGCUGGUGGUCGCCGUCGUCGCCGUGGUCAUCUGGGCAUGGAAGUCAAUGACCCGCCCCUCUUGGUGCCCUCAAGGGCCACCGCUGCUGCCGUGGAUCGGAAACGCACUCUCUCUGGAUCCCGCUGCGCCCGAAGCCAAGUACGCCGAGUGGGCCGAGCAGUACGGCUCCAUGUACUACGUGAAGCUGGGGGCGGUCGAGCAGGUGGUGCUCACCGACCCGGCCCUCAUACGGGAGGCGUUCUCUCGGCCAGAGAUCUCCGGCCGGCCCGACACGGCCUCAAUGGUCCUAAUCAACAACAAUAAUGGCCUGGUGAUGUCCGAGGGCGAGCUCUGGAGGGAAACGCGACGCUUCACCCUGCACCAUCUGCGCAACUUCGGCAUGGGCAAGUCCCAGCUGGAGGGCUAUAUUCAACAGCAGAUUGCUGGGUUCUGCGAGGAGAUCCUGAAGCCCGGCUGUGGCAAGGAGAUCAGUCUGGAAAGCUCUCUGAACGUGGCCAUCGUGAACAUCAUUUGGAACCUGGUGGCGUCCGAAGAACUCGGCAUCACUGACGAGAAAAUCAAGAGCGUCAUCAAUCGCAUCAACCGGCUGAACCUGAGCACCGACGGCUUGCAGGCGUUUGCGGUGCUGGACCUGGCCCCGUGGGUCCAGAAGGUGACACCGGACUGGCUGAUAAACCGCGAGCGGUUCGAGAAGGAGUUCGCCGACAUCAUGAAGGAGGGUUUCCUGCCGGCGCUGCAGCGCCACCGCGACUCGUUCGACCCGGGCAGCGAGCCCCGCGACUACAUGGACGCCAUGCUGCUGGAGCAGCACCGGCGCCCCGAGCUGAUGACUGACCACCACCUGCUCAUGGCCAUCCACGACCUCUUCCUGGCCGGCAACGACACCACGGCCACCACGCUGCGCUGGGCGUUCUGCUUCCUCUGCCAGCGGCCUGAUGUGCAGCGCCGGCUGCAGGCCGAACUGGACGCGGAGGUGGGCCGCCAGCGGCCGCCGACGCUGGCCGACCGGCAGCGGCUGCCCUUCACCGAGGCCUUCAUCUUGGAGACGCAGCGACUGGGUGACAUCACGCCGCUGCUGGUGCCGCACCGGACCGUGGCGCCGGUCAGCGUGGGCGGCCGCCAGCUGCCGGCCGGCGUGCAGGUCGUCGGCGUCGGACAGGCCGUCCACCGCAGCGCGCGCUACUUCGCCGAGCCGCUCCAGUUCCGACCGGAGAGAUUCAUCGACUCUGACGGCAAGUUCCAGCCGGACAAGAACGUCAUGCCGUUCUCUGUGGGCAAGCGGCAGUGUCUCGGCGAGAGCCUGGCGCGGAACGAGCUGUUCCUGUUCCUGGCGUGCAUCCUGCAGAACUUCUCGUUCCGUUUCCCUGAGGGCUACCACCAUCAUCUGGAGCAGGAUCCGGACAACGUGUUCAUCCGCAGCCCAAAACCGUUCAAACUGAUCCCGGAACGCCGCUGAGCUGAGAAAUGUCGGUUCUGAGGAGUUUGCCUACUUUCUAGUGACCUAACGGGUUCUUGUGUCUCUUGGUGAGGUAUUCUUGAUCAGGGAAGUAAACAUGCGUCUUGUACUUACGUAUGGUGCAUUGGCACUAUCAGCUUUAUCUUUUUUCUCAUUGAUGCAUUUAGUCCCUUUCAACCACUAAUUUCAUUUAUGAACUUUUUCACACUUUUUAGCAGUUAGAACUUAGAAGUAAGUCAUGCAAACUGCAAAGCGUUUGCUAUUUUGUAUACAUGGUGAUAGGUAAAGCAUGCGAAUUAAUGCGUGAUCAGUGGUCACUUUCUGUAGACAGCCUGUCAUUGAUGCGUUUACAUACUUAUCUAGAUGUAUACAUUUCUAUGUUAAUUUCUAUGCAUUAUAGUGCCAGUUUAUGCGUAAUAUACGUGGUGGACCUUCAAUGAGAAGUGCUCAGGUCGAUGUCCACGGCCCAAGAUUACUUUGCCCAUACGUUUCCCAGAACAGCUCGCUCAAAACACCUGUCGCUUCGGCACCAGGGAACUAAAAAUCCCAUCGUACCCCCGUCGGUGGUGUGCAGCGUGGGCGCCGCGGGCGUGGCCCAAUUUCUAUUGGUCGCCGCUCCCAAUUUUCUCGUCUAUCCUCAAAGCGAACUGAUCGGUGUUCUGCUCGCUAGAAGCAGUAUCUUUCAAUUGUGCAACAUGUUGACAACACUAGCCGUUUUCACGACUGGUUAUCUGGCGAAUGCACCAAACUUGACCAAAUCUGCACCAAGUUUCUUUUUCAAUAAAUAUCUUUAUAU